AUGGCAGAACCUCAGAGUGUGAUAACUCAGGUCUCUGCCGAGCAGGGUCUACCACCUGUAAUGCAAGAGCAAGGCCAGGAUUUUCUGGAUGACGACUCUCUGAUCCAUCUGAACAUCCAGGAAAAUCACUACUACAUAACCAGAGACCAGCUUAUGUCGCUGCCGGAGUCUCUUUUGCUGUGCCUGUUCCCAUCCGGGGUUUUUAUGGACAGGACCGGACAAGUGAUCACGAACUUGACAUCGCAGGACGAAGUGUACGUGGGCAACUUCCCGCCAGACUGUUUCGAGUACAUCAUGGAAAACUACGUGCGGGCACAGGAGGAUCUCAUCAAUUUCCCAGUGGACGAGAUUUUCGAUCGGGGCCAAACUGCUCACGAACCAUCCAGAUUUUUCGGGUUCGCGUCUCCUUCAAGCAUGCCCUCGUCGUCUUCCAACUCCGAAGCUGAAAUCCUGCACGAAAAACCAAGUUUAAUCGUGCUACGAGAAGACUUGGACUAUUACUGUGUGCCAGUUCAAACAAUAGCGUAUCCUGAGGACGCUUCUGAAGAUCAGAAAAUGGAGCUGAACGAGAACUUCAUCGCUCAGGUCAAGCUAGCUGCUGGCAGCUACUUGUCGUCGCAAACCAGCGUGUUCCAGGGGCUGCGUAGCUCCAACAGACUGAAAAGACCUGUUGGGGGCGCAUCACACGAGGCCCCCGGUAAGCUGGGGCCUGCAGAACAGCAUUUGAAGGAUAUGCUGUGCUCCUCGGGCUUCCACGACGGCUCUUUUUGGGGCAAUCGAGCCCAGGAGCCCGGCAAGACCGUGAUCAGCUCUUUGUCGUUAUGCCGUCUUAUGAAUGAAACCACGCAGGCGUUCCGUAACAGAUAUGAAGAAGCCAAGCGUAACUAUGAAGACAGGGCAGAAGCUUUGCGUGCCCAUUCGGAGUCGCCCUCGCUGACACCUUUGGUAUCUCACACGUCUCAGAGCACCGACAUGAAGAGGAAAUCCAGACUGUCGUCGCUGGCAGAUAACGUUCGCUCUCGUUCUGUAUCGCGAACCCGGUCGGGCUCUAGACAGCGUCAGGACGUGUCUCCAACUUUGUACGAGCUGGUUCCCAAGCCCGACAUCAACUCGAAACUGCUGCUGUUCUGGAAAAAGCCUGCUCGCAAAUGCUGGUGGGGCGAGGAAGAAUUGAAGCUGGAAUUGAAACUCUACGGCAAAUACGAUGCGGCCACGGGUACGUUGCUGCUGCUUCCCGAGGGUCCUAUUGUGACUAUAGAGGUUCCUGUCAAUCUACAUAUAAGAAGGGUCUGGACGCUGGAGCUGAGCGUUGUGGGUGUGGAAUGA
Molecule: messenger RNA, 1326 nt
Organism: Lachancea meyersii CBS 8951
Lineage: Eukaryota; Fungi; Ascomycota; Saccharomycetes; Saccharomycetales; Saccharomycetaceae
Source: the annotation of a GenBank genome assembly